Gavia stellata (red-throated loon) is the source of this 360-nucleotide messenger RNA. It is a transcript of the gene AKAIN1, whose product is annotated as A-kinase anchor inhibitor 1. The record is from RefSeq and is a predicted model, not a curated record. The coding region runs from base 1 to 360 and encodes 119 amino acids. The transcript has 2 exons. Lineage: Eukaryota; Metazoa; Chordata; Aves; Gaviiformes; Gaviidae.
AUGGUGUUCGCUCCAGGUAAGGGCAGCCGCUUCCCGUGCCCGGCCGAGGGAGCCCAGCGGGAAGGCCCCGACCGUGCUGGAGAGCUACUCCGGGCGCUGCGGGGGAGGGGGUGUUCACAGAGCAGCCACAGAUGCUUAGUUCCCUCUCUUUAUCAUUUGGUUCUGGCAGGUGAGAAGCCAGGGACGGAGCAAGACGAAGUUAAGCUGCAGAACGCCAGCAAGCAGAUUGUGCAGACUGCUAUCCUCCGAGCAGUGCAGCAAGUUUCCCAGGAGAGCCAGCAAAAGGAGAAGCACACAAACAGCAGUAUGAGCCUCCAGCUAGAAAGAGGAAAAUUAACCAAGAAGCAUGAAAAGAAGUAA